Entrophospora candida is the source of this 3579-nucleotide messenger RNA. NCBI's taxonomy places the organism in Eukaryota, Fungi, Glomeromycota, Glomeromycetes, Entrophosporales, Entrophosporaceae. The record is from the annotation of a GenBank genome assembly.
AUGUCGACAAAUCCAAAUUGGGUUGAAACCUUAAUCACAGAGAAUCCAACUUAUAAAACUUUUACACGUGCUAAUAGGGGUUAUAUGGUCUAUAAUUCUGAACAAGAGUAUGAGGUUUUAGAUCUAUUUGCAAAUGUUAAAGGGGAAAAUGAUCAUAGCAUUAAUGGUUAUUUUCAACAUAAAAAAACAAAAAAUUGGAUUCCUUUGCUUCCUGGCCACAUGGUAAUAGGAAAGUUUGGCGGAAAGUAUGCAAAGCUCUCUAUUGUCAAAGCUGGUGAAAAUCAACUGAGUUUUUCUUGGGUUAUUUUUGAGGACAUUCAAAUGAAUAUAAUAAUAAAUACGGGAAAUAAAGCUGAUUUUUUUAAUAGCUUUAUUAAUGAAAUUAAAUUAAGUUUGUCAAUUCCUGAUAUUCUUGGGUUCAAUGAUUCGAAUUUGGUUUUACAAUUUCAACAGGUUGUCAACUCAUGUUUUCCAAAUGUUUUUAUCAAAGCAAAAAAACAUUUUGCUGCUAAAAAAAAAAUUGUUAUGUUGAGUAACUCAACGAAAAGGAAAAGUCAAGAAUUAGAGGAGGAAUUUUUAAAUGAGGAUGAUGGUCAAGUAAAGGUAAGUAUAAAAAAUGGAAUUUCAUUUACACAAAAAGGGAUUGAUUUGACACCAAAACAAACACAAGCACUCGCCAUUGAAUAUGAAGGGUUAAAGAAGGAAGAAAAAUUAUCUAAUAUAAUGAAAGAUGCAUUUGAAACCACUAACCUUGGUUCUACAAUGUUGAUUAACAGUGAACUAUACCUAGGCCUUGUUCUCAUGUUUCCAUCAAAAUGCCAUGUAUGCAAUGCUGUUGCAGAAUUCAACAAUGAAACCAACAAUUCAAGUUUUGCAACUAUGUUUGCUGGAUCAGGACUACUUGGAGGUGUUAAUCGACAACAAUUAGAAACUAUCUCUUCAAUGCUUGGCAUAACCUCCCAAAUAUCAAAUAGAUUCUAUUAUGAGAAGCAAGAAACAUUUUACGAAAAUAUAAUAGAUCAUGCAGAAAUUAGUACAGAGGUAGCGUUAAAUGAUGCAAUAGCAUAUACAAAAUCACAAAAUAAAAAUGUACUCCCUGUAAGCUUUGACUGUUCAUGGUCUUAUGGGCGUAAUACUAAUCAAGCAAGUGGUGAGUUUAUAUAUCAAGAUGAUCUUCCAGGUUAUGAACAUAAGCCCAUAAUUGCAUUUCAAGUGAUCGAAAAAUCACAAACAACUACUCAUCAAAGAAAUGAUAAUAAAGAAAACAUGUUAUUAGAUAUUUGUGUAGAUGGUGACUUAAAUUCUAAUAAGACAUUAAAUGGAAUACAUCAAUCAAAUAUCCUGCAUGGAAAAAUUAUGAAAACUGUAUUAUGCUAUUACACAUCAUGUGUUUAUGCUGCAAGUAUGAGUAAAUUAGAUGAGGAAAUCAUCACAAUAUCAGAAGAAGAACUAGAAAUAACACAAAUUCAUGGACUUACAUGUCAUUUGUCAGGUGAUCAUAGCAAGUGUUGGGAAGAAGUUUGUUGGAUAAAAGAUAAUCCAGAUGUAGAGUUACAAGAGCCACAUCUUUUAAAUCAUACUCCUUAUCAAAGAAAUUGCUUUGAAGAAAUGCUCAAGGCAUGCUUUUACAUUCCUACAAAGCAGAAUUUAAUAACUCAUAUUCGUACAUCUCAUAAUGAAGCAUUUAACAGAGUUAAAUUAUGUUUCUUGGAUAAAAAAAUCGACUUCUGGAAAUCCUUUCAAACAAGACAUGUACUUGCAGUUAUAAAACACAAUGAAUGCCUUCUUGAAUUGCUUCAAGUCUCAAGGCUUGUUCCUGAAUUUGAGGCCUUAAGUUUGUAUGAUAUAGAAAACAUUAAGAAACUUGAAAAUAAUCAUACAAGACAAAAUAAAAUUAAUGUUAGCAAUAUUGUACAAAGAAGCAUUCAACGAGGAAAGGACUUUGUUCCAUAUGGUAGAAGUGUACAAGAAAAAAUCAAAGCAUUAGAGUUUGAACCUUCUUUUGCUAAACAUAUAUUGGACUUUACAAAAAUUCUUAAAUGCCAAGCUUGUCAUGCAUUCAAGAAAAAUGGUGCUCUUGGAUUAUGUUGUCUUUGUGAGUAUUAUUUGAAUUAUGGAUUAUAUGAUCAGCUGCUUGACAAAGGGUACAAAUAUGAAGGUCAUUUAAUAAAACAUCCACCAAAGAACUUGAAUUAUCAAGAUGUACUUACCUCAGUUUUUGGAUUUGAUGGCUUUCAAGAAAAUCAAGAAGCAGCAAUUAAAGUGAUACAUGAAGACAGUGAUGUUUUUGUAUCAAUAAGAACAGGAGGGGGUAAAACACUUUGUUAUUGGAUGGCAGCUUUAUUACAAGGAGGAUUGACCAUUGUAUUUAGUCCACUAACAGCACUAAUUGAUGAUCAAAUGGUUGAAAUGGUUCAUGCAGGAAUUCCUUGUUCUGGAUUAUAUUCAAGCACAAUUAUGUUACCUAAGUAUCAAGAAAAAAUUUUUGCUGAAAUAGCAUCAGGGCUACCAAAAAUUUUAUUUAUCACUCCAGAAAAAUUUCAAAAAAAUAAAUCAUUUCAAGAAAUGUUGAAGCAAUAUAAUAAAAAUGCACCACUAACCUUUAUCAUUGAUGAAGCACAUUGCAUCAAGGAUUGGGAAUACUUUCGUCCUGAGUUGCAUUUUGAAAUUAGAAAAAAAAGUACCAAACAAAAACUGGUUGAUGAUAUAUUAAUCCAGCUCAAUGAUUUAGGAAUAGGUCAUGCAAUUAUCUAUUGUGCAACCAUUAAAUUAGAAAGCCAAUUGAAAUCUCUCAGACUAACUCUUUGGAAAAAUGGACAAAUUCAAAUAAUGAUUGCAACAAAUGCAUUUGGAUUGGGAAUAAAUAUGUCUAAUGUUAGAUUAGUAAUUCAUUAUACAUUUCCAAUAAGUAUUGGAAAUCUUGUCCAAGAAACUGGGUGUGCAGGUCAUGAUGGUUUAUCUUCUCGAGCAAUCCUUUACUACACUAGAGCAGAUCUUGAAACAAUAUAUAAUAUUGUGGCAAAUAAUAGAGAAAGUGGAGACCAAGAGAAUAAUGAAGAAACUACCAGUGAUACCAAUGGUUCACGGUGUUGGCAGUGUGACAAUUACAUUCGGUUUCAAAAUGAAAGUACAAUAUGUUUGGAUGUUAAAACUGACAUUUUGAAAAUGAUUGAAGUUAUAAAUGAGAUAAUUGAAUUUAACAGAACUACUCCACUGGACAAAGCUGAACUCUCAACACUUAUAUCAUAUAAUGAAAAAAGAACUCUACAAGUGAAAACAAAAGAUGAAGCAUGCCACCUUUUGGAUUAUUUGGUAACAUGUGGUGUAAUUAAAUUUGAUAUUUUUGUUUCAAGACCUACUGGUAAUUCCACAUACACUAGUUGUCAACCAAUUGUUUUAGGCAUAAAAGAAGGCGCAACUGCUUUUGUGCAUGAUAGGAUGUGGGAAUUUAUUAAAAAAAAAGGUGUACUUGGUUCAGGCACAGGUAUAAUUUUAGUAAUCACUAUUAUAUGCGAAUAUUUUGAAAUUUUUGCUAAGGUGAAAGCUGUUGAAGGAAAUCUUGAUGAAUUAUUAUUCUAA